Messenger RNA from Thrips palmi, 1486 nucleotides. Its product is annotated as heat shock 70 kDa protein cognate 4-like. Gene Ontology annotation, cellular component: cytoplasm. The record is from RefSeq and is a predicted model, not a curated record. Lineage: Eukaryota; Metazoa; Arthropoda; Insecta; Thysanoptera; Thripidae. The transcript has 6 exons. Gene Ontology annotation, molecular function: misfolded protein binding; ATP binding; ATP hydrolysis activity. The coding region runs from base 77 to 1450 and encodes 457 amino acids. Gene Ontology annotation, biological process: protein refolding; cellular response to unfolded protein.
CACAGAUGCCAAACGAAUAAUCGGUCGAUCCUGGACGGACGGCCAUGUACAGGAUGACCAGAAAAUCUGGCCCUUCAUGUUGGUGGAAAAGAGCGGCGCGCCGUGGAUCCUGGUCGACGCCGGUGACAAGAAGGAGGUCUUUGCCCCGGAGGAGAUUUCUGCGAUGGUACUACGGAAUCUGAAGGAGACGGCCGAAAGCGCGCUUGGCGAGCCAGUGAGCAGGGCCGUCAUCACUGUCCCCGCUUACUUCAACGAGCGUCAGCGGCAGGCCACCAGGGUCGCGGGCCAAAUCGCUGGGCUGCAGGUGCUGGCCAUGAUCAACGAGCCCACCGCGGCCGCCAUCGCCUACGGCCUGGACAAGAAGUCCGCCAGCAAGAAGACGGUGUUCGCGUUCGACCUCGGUGGAGGCACCUUCGACGUCUCCGUCAUGGUCAUCGAGGGUUCCGAGUACAGGGUUGUGGCCGCGGGUGGAGACACGCACCUCGGCGGCCAGGACUUCGAUACCCGGCUGUUACGCCACUGCAUCGCGGAGAUCCGCGAGCGGCAUGGAGUAGACUUGGAGGCGCUCAAUGACCUCCAGGGGCUUCAUGACCUUCGGAAGGCUUGCGAACUGGCCAAGCGCAAGCUUUCUACGCUCCCGGAAGUGCCCAUUGCUUUGUACUUCGCGCGCCAGGGUGUCGGCUUCAACACCAAGAUCAGUCGCGCCCUUUUCCAAGACCUUUGCGCUGACCUGUUUCAAAAGACCCUGGACCUCUCCAAGGAGGUCCUGGCGGAUGCAAAGGUGGGUUGCGACGCCAUCGACGAGGUGGUGCUGGUUGGGGGCUCCACCCGCAUCCCCAAGGUGCGCACCAUGCUGUCGGAGCUCUUUGGCUGCAAGGAGCUGUGCCGGUCCAUCAACCCCGACGAGGCGGUCGCCUACGGGGCCGCGGUGCACGCCGCCGCCCUCACGACGGACUCGAUCGGCGGCACCAGCGCGGUCCAGCUCAGGGACGUGACCCCGCUGUCGCUCGGGGUCAACCUCGAAGGAGGGGCCUUUUCGGUGGUCAUCAAGAGGAACAGCCCCAUCCCCUGCAAAAACACCAUGAAGUACGUCAACGUCUACGACAACCAGACUUCAAUUACAGGCUUUAUAUACCAAGGCGAGCGCCUCGUCGCUAAGGAGAACCACUGCCUGAACAAGAAGUACGUGGUGAAAAUACCUCCCAAGCCUGCUCGUGAAGCCUCCAUCAACGUCACCUUCGAGAUCGACAGGAAUGGCCUGUUGACGGUCACAGCCGUUGAUCCAAUAACCAACAGUCAAGACCAGGUUCAGAUCACGCCCUUGGAGGUACAUCUGAGCGAGAAGGACAUUGGUGACAUGAUUGAAAAGGCCAAGCGUUUCCAGCGGCAGGACGUCGAAAAGCUGUCCUUGAUCCAACAGUCACUUGAAAAGAAACCACGGUUGUAUUAAGUUCUUAUACUGAAAAUAUCUAAUUUUCGGAAGGUC